UGACGUCAGCAGGAUGGAGCCGUCCACUAGCAUCUGCUACUUUGUCUGUCCGGUUAGGAGAGAAUUCGUCGAAGAUACAGAACUGAGGAGAAAUAUGCAAUUUGAGGACAAGUUUUGCACCAUAUUGAUGUGGCAUCUGCGCCACGCAAAUUAUCCUUAUUUAUGCGUUGGCGUCAGGAGAUGGAGACGGCAUCAUAAAAUUGUCAACUUUUUGUAUUUAAAAUCGCGAAAGUUGGCGAUUUUGUUUUGCUUUUGCGGUGCCUGUCUCUUAUUGUCGGUUGCGUUGAAGGAUUUACGUGCGUGGCGUCAGGAGUAUGGAAUCGCAUAUCUGUAUCUGCUUGUUUGCCUGGUUUUCGGAAAAUAAUUGGACGUACGAUACUGCGGAAAAUUAUGCAUUUUGGGGACGGAUUUUGUGGCUUAUAAGUGUGGUGUCAGCUCCGCGCUAGUGAUCCUUGAUGAUGCAGUGGCAUCAAGAGGUGGAGACGGCGUCGUAAAAAUGUAAAUUUUUUGUGUUUAUAAUCGCGAUAGCUGCCGAUUUUGUUUUUCUUUUGCGGAGACCGCCUCUUCUUGUUUGUUGCAUUGGAUUACCAGUUGGCUGUAGUCAAGGAGGUAAGAGCAAUAUUUGAUUGUUUUGUUUAAUUGUUUAUUGGUUAAUUGUUUUGCUUUUAGGUUUUAGCGUCAACUAAUGUAGGCGCUCGUCGUUCUGGAUCAGCCCGUCUAUUGCAGCGCAGCAUGCAUGUAGAUUGCAUCGGUGAUAAGGGAUACUAAUCGGGACCGUGUGGCAAGAAUGUUCAGGUAAGUGACGUUGUGCAUAAAUUGCUGCAGCGAGUCGCCUUUUAUUCAUCAUGUUUCUGCCACACUAAUCCUUUUCAUAUCGAUCUACCGCUUCAUCUUAUAGGACUUGUUUGUAUUUUUCCGUAUCUUUCAUCAGUAUCAGCUGGAGUGCGUUUUCGUAAGCUUGAUUAUCCGGAUGCUUUGAGGUGUGAGUAUUGAUUCUAUUGUUUAUAUUUUAAUGCCAUUAUCUAAUUGAGUUUGUAUUCUAAGAAAAUUAGGCUGCGUCGAGGAAGGAGAUGACCGUGCAGGAGUUUGGGAGCAGAUUGACGUGCGCUUUUCCAUCGGAUAUAGAUGUCGUUAGAAUAAGUAUAAGUAGAUGUAGGAUUAAUUGGAAGUUUCCAUGUCAAGAUUGUUAACUCUUCCUUGUAUGAUUAAGGCCAAUAAACUGUCAAUUUUCUUUUCUAAA
Drosophila simulans is the source of this 1240-nucleotide messenger RNA. RefSeq lists its product as uncharacterized. Bases 14 to 364 code for a protein of 116 amino acids. The transcript has 3 exons. NCBI's taxonomy places the organism in Eukaryota, Metazoa, Arthropoda, Insecta, Diptera, Drosophilidae. The record is from RefSeq and is a predicted model, not a curated record.